UGUAAAAUGUACUUGUGCUAUUGCAAAUAGUCCAAAUCCUAUCAAUGGCUGUUUAUGCGAAGUCAUAUUGAUAUGUAAUUGUGUCCCUUAUCAUUUACAAGAAGUCAAAGAAUCGUCAUAAAAAAAAAUACAAAUGCCGCCCUUUUUUUCUCUUUUUCUUUUUCCUUUCUUCUGUUUCUUAUGGAUACUUCCAAUUCACCAUUGAUAACAGCUCUAUAUGGACACUUAGAAGCCAGUAUUUAUCUUGUACAGGUUGCCCUUAAACUUGAAUGGACUAUUUUUAGUCGCCUGUUGACAGGUUUAAUGGUAUUGACUUUUAGUUAUAUCGUCUAUAUCUUGAUCACCUUAAAAGACGGACGCCACCCACUUGUCAUUUGGGAAAAACUCGGGAAACCAGUUGUCAAGAUAUUCCGACCUUGGACAUUUGCCCGCUUAUUAAAUAACAGUGACCCUUAUGCUAGUUCAAUUGAUAUGCGCGUCUCCACUUUUUCACGUGGAUUUUGUACGGCUAUUAUGCGGGAUCAUCAUAGCACACAUCAUACACAAAAAGGUAUUCACCCAACUGCAUUGGCUACAUUUGCAGAAACAAUAGGUGGUUUGGCUUUGUUGAGUAAUUUGAGAAAGAAAGACAAGGCCAUCUUAACAUCAAUAAAAAUGGAAUACAAAAAAAAGGCACGCGGCUUAUUGACUGCUUCUUCGGACUAUACACUUCCGAGUGAUUUGGCAGAAGGACGCCAUGAUAUUAUAACUCAAGUAGUAGUCAAAGACCGUAUGUUAGAUACAGUAGCUAUAGGCUAUCUUGUGUGGUGCGUAGAGAUUAAAAACGAAUAAAUACAUGUUUGUAUACAAACAAGAUGAAACACUACCAGUUUAUACAUAUUCAAGAAAAGUGCCUUU
Molecule: messenger RNA, 897 nt
Organism: Gilbertella persicaria
Lineage: Eukaryota; Fungi; Mucoromycota; Mucoromycetes; Mucorales; Choanephoraceae
Exons: 6
Coding region: 181-831 (216 amino acids)
Source: RefSeq, a predicted model, not a curated record